Staurois parvus is the source of this 348-nucleotide messenger RNA. The record is from the annotation of a GenBank genome assembly. NCBI's taxonomy places the organism in Eukaryota, Metazoa, Chordata, Amphibia, Anura, Ranidae.
AUGCAAGUGCCGGUUCUCGGCUGCACUUUCCUCACGCUGUCAGAUCGUGAGGAAAGUACUGCCGAGAACCGGCAGUUGUCAGAGCGGGGAUCGGCACCGAUCAUCAGGGCACUGAUGAUCAGUGCCCUGAUGAUCGGUGCCCAGAAGUGCCACCUACCAGUGCCACCCACCUGUGCCCACCAGUGCCACCCACCUGUGCCCACCCACCAGUGGUGCCCACCAGUGCCGCCCACCAGUGCAGCCCAGCAGUGCUGCCAGUCAGUGCCACCAGUCAGUGCCCAGGGGUUGUGCCAGUCAGUGCCGCCAGUCAGUGCCCAGAAGUGAUGCCAGUCAGUGCCGUCUAUCAGU